Cordyceps militaris CM01 is the source of this 702-nucleotide messenger RNA. Its product is annotated as short chain dehydrogenase. The transcript has 5 exons. Gene Ontology annotation, molecular function: oxidoreductase activity, acting on the CH-OH group of donors, NAD or NADP as acceptor. Bases 1 to 702 code for a protein of 233 amino acids. The record is from RefSeq and is a predicted model, not a curated record. NCBI's taxonomy places the organism in Eukaryota, Fungi, Ascomycota, Sordariomycetes, Hypocreales, Cordycipitaceae.
AUGGCUACCCGCAAUGCUCUUAUCAUUGGUUCAAACAGGGGCCUCGGGCUCGGGCUGCUGAAAGUCUUCAAGGAACACGGCUACAACGUCUUUGGCACCAUCCGGCCACAGACACGAUCCGACCCCUCUUUCAAAGACCUUGAAGCUACAGGGGCCACCGUCAUCGACCUCGACUACCUUGACGAGGACAGCAUUGCCGCCGCCGCCCAAUGCUACGGCCACGACCGGCCGCUCGAUGUUUUGAUAAACUGCGGCGGCAUCGAGAUGCCCCCCGAGAGCUGGUUGGAAACCACUGCCGAUGAAUUGGUCUACAAGUAUCGCGUCAUGACCGUGGGGCCUUUUCUCGCGAGCAAGUACUUUCUCUCCAGCCUGCGAAAAAGCGAAUUCGGCAAAAUCGUCAACAUAACCUCCGAGUGGGCGUCCAUCGCAGCAAACGACUGCGGAACACACAUCAGCUACCGGGUACCGAAAUCUGCGCUCAACGCACUCAGCAUCUCGGUUGCGAUUGAGCUGCGCGCUGCAGAGGAAAAUAUCGCUGUGCUUUGCGUCGAUCCCGGCGAUGUCCCGACCAAGCUCAGCCGAUGGGCGGGGGACAUUGAUCUGAAUGAUUCUGUGCGCGGCAUGUACGAGCAGAUUGACAAGGCGACGAUUGAGGACACUGGUCUCUUUGUGAACUGGAGAGGCCACAAGUGGCCCUACUAA